Messenger RNA from Hippoglossus stenolepis (Pacific halibut), 2787 nucleotides. It is a transcript of the gene stxbp1b, whose product is annotated as syntaxin binding protein 1b. The record is from RefSeq and is a predicted model, not a curated record. Gene Ontology annotation, cellular component: secretory granule; plasma membrane. NCBI's taxonomy places the organism in Eukaryota, Metazoa, Chordata, Actinopteri, Pleuronectiformes, Pleuronectidae. Gene Ontology annotation, molecular function: syntaxin binding. The transcript has 20 exons. The coding region runs from base 75 to 1886 and encodes 603 amino acids. Gene Ontology annotation, biological process: intracellular protein transport; neurotransmitter secretion; vesicle-mediated transport.
UGAUGUGGGCUUGUCACGAGUGUGGCACCGCUCAGUUGUGUGUGGAGAGCUGGACGCGCGGCUGAGGACUCAUCAUGUCACCACUUGGACUAAAAGCCAUUGCUGGAGAAAAGAUAAUGAACAAUGUCAUCAAGAAGGCAAGAGAAAAAGGGAAGUGGAAGGUGCUGGUGGUGGACAAGCUGAGUAUGAGGAUGAUUUCCUCCUGCUGUAAAAUGACAGACAUCAUGUCAGAGGGAAUCACCAUUGUAGAAGACAUAACGAAGCGGCGUGAGCCUCUACCCAGCAUGGAGGCCAUCUACCUGAUCACACCUUCGGAUGAGUCUGUUGAGAGUCUGAUCGAUGACUUCAGAGACCCACAGACUCCAAGGUACCGGGCAGCUCACGUCUUCUUCACCGACACGAUCCCAGACACCUUGUUUGGACUGUUGACCAAAUCCCGCGCCUCCAAAGCCAUGAAGGCCUUGACUGAGAUCCAUAUCGCCUUUCUGACCUAUGAAUCACAGGUCUUCUCCCUGGACAAAUUGGAUGCCUUUCAGGACUUCUACAGCCCCUUUAAGGCUGAUGUGAAGAAUAACAUGCUGGAGCGUUGUGCUGAGCAGAUCGCUACCUUCUGUGCCACACUCAAAGAGUAUCCUGGAGUCCGAUACAGAGUGGAGUACAAAGACUGUGCAGUUCUGGCCCAGAUGCUUCAGGAGAAGCUGGAUGGCUACAAGGCGGAUGACCCCACCAUGGGAGAGGGUCCAGACAAGUCUCGUACUCAGCUCCUCAUUCUGGAUCGUGGCUUCGACCCCGUGACACCUGUCCUGCAUGAGCUCACGCUGCAGGCCAUGGCCUACGACCUGCUGGGAGUCGAGAACGAUGUCUACAGUUUUGAGACCAGUGGGAUGGGAGAGACGAGAAUGAAGGAGGUGCUGCUGGAUGAGGACGAUGACCUGUGGCUGACUCUGAGACACAAACACAUUGCAGAGGUGUCAACGGCUGUGACCCGUUCUCUGAAAGAAUUCUCUGCCGACAAAAAAGUGAACACUGGAGAAAAGACCACCAUGAAGGAACUGGCUCAGAUGCUGAAGAAGAUGCCCCAGUAUCAGAAGGAGCUUAGUAAGUAUUCAACUCAUCUCCACCUGGCUGAGGACUGUAUGAACCGCUACCAGGGUACUGUGGACAAACUCUGUCGUGUAGAACAGGAUCUGGCAAUGGGCACAGAUGCAGAGGGAGAGAAGAUCAAGGAUCCCAUGAGGCUCAUUGUUCCCGUUCUACUAGACCCCAAUGUCAGUGUCACUGACAAGAUCCGCAUCAUCCUGCUCUACAUCUUCCUCAAGAACGGGGUGACUGAGGAGAACCUGUGUAAGCUCCUUCAGCAUGCCAGCAUCCCACCAGAGGACAGUGACAUCAUUUCCAACAUGGCCCACAUGGGUGUUCCUAUUAUCACUGAGGGCAUCGCAAAGAAAACCAAGAAGCCGGAUCGUAAAGAGCGAAUCAGUGAGCAGACCUACCAGCUGUCCAGGUGGACUCCUCAUGUCAAGGACCUCAUUGAGGAUGCCAUUGAGGACAAACUUGACCCCAAACUGUACCCGUAUAUUUCCCAGCGACAAGUGUCCUCCAAAGCCAGUGCUCCAUCCAGUGCUCGCUAUGGUAACUGGCACAAGAACAGAGGCCCCACAGAGAUUAAGACGGGGCCGAGGAUCAUCAUCUUCAUUAUCGGAGGGAUGACGUACAGCGAGAUGCGUUGCGUGUAUGAGGUCACCCAGGCCAAUGGCAAGUGGGAGGCCCUGAUCGGUUCCACCCACAUUCUCACCCCACCUAAGUACUUAAAGGAACUACAGCACCCAGACUUCUUGGACCCCAAUGCCGAACCAGAGGCCACAGAGGAGACGCCUGCAGAAUGAAAAGACCUUUGGAAGAUCAACUGAACUCCUCACCCCUGCUCGCCUUCUGAAAACCCUCAAAGACCUAGAGAAAGAAACACAGACCAGUUAAGAAGUUCCUGUAGUUCGCCCUCCUCAGCCUGAUUCAUAAAUAACAGCCCCCACCCCCAGCAUGACACAUCAAACAUACACUCGAUGCUGUGCAGGAUUCAAUGGCUGCUGACCCACAAACCAAACUGUGUUUUAAAUUGAGCGUGUUGAUGUUGAUCAAAAUGUAUUGGGAGAGACUGAAUUUAUGUUCUGUGUGGUCCAUUGUGCUCUGUGUGAUGAUCAUUUGGGAAAAUGAUGUUGAGAUGACUGGAUGAGAUCUGGAGAUAAUGGGAUAUAAAUGAAAACUGUAGAAUCAAGAGUGUUGAGUAUAUGCUCCAACAAUGGUCCACUGCUUCUCAGUUAUGAUGGAACAUUAUUAAUAACCCAUCCCCCACCAGUACACAGCUUCCUUCUUUUAUUUUGUUGGAGCAUGCCAGUUUUAAUGUAGUGCUUUCCAUACAGCCACACAAUACUGUAUAAAUAGACAGAUUUACUGUGAUGUGUCUGACCUUGGAAAUGCCAAUGUACUCUGAAGUUAUAUCUAACUGUAGAUUAGGCAUCUCAAAGAUAAAUAUACAGUUUAGUUGUUUUGUGCAUUGUCUCAAGACUCAGCAGUGUUUCUGACUUUGUAUUUUUUCCUGUAGAGAUUGAGCUACAUUUUGAUCCCCCAUGUUUGACCACAGUGUUGUCACUGUUUUUUUUUGUUGUAGUGAUUUUCUGUAACUGUGUAUGAGGAGAGAGGUCAGUAUUAAGUCUGUGUUUUUAUGUCCACAUGCAUGAGCAAUGCUUGCUGCAGGAUAUGUGUUGAGCUAAUAAAGCGGCUUCUAUUAAA